Molecule: messenger RNA, 1152 nt
Organism: Stegostoma tigrinum
Lineage: Eukaryota; Metazoa; Chordata; Chondrichthyes; Orectolobiformes; Stegostomatidae
Exons: 5
Source: RefSeq, a predicted model, not a curated record
CACUCCCCCCACUCCCCCCCCACUCCCCCCCCACUCCCCCCCCACUCCCCCCCCACUCCCCCUCCACUCCCCCCCCACUCCCCCUCCACUCCCCCCCACUCCCCCUCCACUCCCCCCCACUCCCCCCCCACUCCACACACCCCCACUCCCCCCCACUCCCCCCCCACUCCCCCCCCACUCCCCCCCCACUCCCCCCCCACUCCCCCCCCACUCCCUCCCACUCCCCCCCCACUCCACACACCCCCACUCCCCCCCCACUCCCCCCCCACUCCCCCCCCACUCCCCCCCACUCCCCCUCCACUCCCCCCCACUCCCCCCCCACUCCACACACCCCCACUCCCCCCCCACUCCCCCCCCACUCCCCCCCCACUCCCCCCCCCCCACACCCCCCCCACAACCCCACCCCCCAGACCCCUCCCAGACCCCCCCAGACCCCCCCCAGACCCCCCCACACCCCCCCACACCCCCCAGACCCCCCCAGACCCCCCCACCCCCCCCACACCCCCCACCCCCCCCACCCCCCCCACCCCCCCCACACCCCCCACACCCCCCACACCCCCCACACCCCCCACACCCCCCACACCCCCCACAGCCCCCACACCCCCCACACCCCCCACAGCCCCCACAGCCCCCACAGCCCCCCCACCCCCCCGCACCCCCCCCCGCACACCCCCCCGCACACCCCCCUGCAUUGAGGCGCCAAUGGCUGGGCCUCUGAUUAAUGCCCUAGUGUCUCUGAGUGGGGACAUCUCUGACCAUGCUGUAGUGCCCGAGGAGGGAGGGAGCGAGUUAUCCGACCAACUCCCCUCCCCCCUCCCCGACUCGUCAGGCUGUUCACCCCCGCCCCGGGGUCAGCGAGCGAACCCCCCCCCCCCCCCGGCCCGGAAUGAGCCCGUCUCUGCUUGGAUACGCGGCCCCGGAACCGUACGCGGGGGGCCUCCCAUCUGCUGCUGCGGCCUGGCUCGGGCCUCGCGUAGCAAAACCUCCCCUUUCCUGUGUAACUCCAAUCCCGUUCGGAAUAGAGGCCAGCGUUCCGGGUUCUACCGCGCACCCCCCCCCACCCCACCACCCCACCGGAACCCGGAUACUGGGUUUUCUAAAGUUCGUUCGCGGGAUGACGGGGCAUCCCUGGCAUUUAUAGCCCAUCCCUAA